AUGUUGACGUUCGGCAAUCCCAAGAAACGUUUAGCUGCGAACAUUCAAGGUAGACCCAUUGGACACUAUCUGAAUGGAAAAGAUAUAAUAAUUAUCGUUGUCAUUGUGAACCAAUCCCGAAAUACUUCCGCGGUAGAGGCAUUGGCAAAGAAUCAAUGGAAGGGAUUCUACAAGCACUUGGUUGAUGAGCUUUAUAAUAACAAACUAGUCGACGACCAUUCAAAUAUUCUCCGAUUCGCAGGCAUAAGCAAAGAUAUCUGCAAUGAUUAUCGUAUGAGUCUUGAAUCUGGGAACUUACAUGAUUACUUGAAAGAUUUUUAUCAAGAAAUGACAUUGGAAACGAAAACGGUACUUGGUUUAAGCAUUGCAAAUGGAUUGAACUAUCUGCACGAUAUGCAAAUCAUUCAUAAGUAUUUGGCAUUGCUAAAAUAUCUGGUUUCGGAUUCCUUUGUAAAACUAAAGAAGAGCUAG
This is a messenger RNA of Paraglomus occultum, 471 nucleotides long. NCBI's taxonomy places the organism in Eukaryota, Fungi, Glomeromycota, Glomeromycetes, Paraglomerales, Paraglomeraceae. The record is from the annotation of a GenBank genome assembly.